Molecule: messenger RNA, 1645 nt
Organism: Sclerotinia trifoliorum
Lineage: Eukaryota; Fungi; Ascomycota; Leotiomycetes; Helotiales; Sclerotiniaceae
Source: the annotation of a GenBank genome assembly
UAUUUACUUUUCACAUCUCCCGUGAAUAUCUACUCCGUCAUCCCCAAUUGAAAACUAUUUGCACUCCCUCCUGACCAUCUACGUAAUAAGUACCUCUACAUCGCCACCUCUCUCGCAAACCUCCAGAACUCCAACCCUUAACGAUGCCCCAACCCUCUCUACCACCUCCAGCCCACCCAGACGUUGACUCAAUGUUGAGCCGGAAAUUCGGCCGUGAAGUGGCCAACUACUUCAGUGGCUCCCCCUUGAACCGCGUUUCCUUCUUACGUACGAACCAUGAAUUUAUAUCUCAAGCCUUCGUUCAUCCCAGCACCAAUUUUCUACUCUUGAAUAGCCUCGCUCCUCUCACUAAAGACCCAAGUCACCUAGCAUAUGCCUCUCACUCCGAGAUAUCCGGUUUAACCGGAUCCAAUCCCUUUGAAAAAACAGAGGCCGAUUUGAUUAAGGAAUUUAAUUCUUCGAUAACGUUACCCCUCGUAUUAUUUCUGGGUUUGGAUGAGAGGAAGAAGGAAGGCUUUAGUCAUGGGAUUUAUAGUGGAGUUCCCUAUUUUGCAAUCGAUGUGACGCCCAAGGGCACAUAUGAGCCAGAAGCAAAUGGCGUGGUGGAGGCAAUGAAAGAAAAGGGAUUGCAGUUUCAAAGCGGUAGAUUGGUCAUGACUUUGGAUGCAGAGGAUGCAGCGAUUUUUGCCCAAGCGAGAGCCCUAUUGGAUUGGAAUGCUAGGAAUCCUUUCUGUGCAGGGUGUGGACAACCUACCUUAUCUGUAAGUUCACUCUAAUCCAAAAAUGUAGAUGCAAAAUAAGAAUGCUAAUGUAAAAUCCAGAUCCAAGCAGGCACUAAACGGGUCUGUCCACCAACAGACUUUGCAUCUCUGCCUACAGCCCAAGCAGGAGUCAACCCUGAGACACCCAACCAAAGAGCACCAUGCGCUACCAGAAAAGGCGUAUCCAAUCUUUCCUUUCCCCGUACUGAUCCCACCGUCAUCACGGCAGUAGUCAGCCACGACGGUAAGCGACUCCUCCUGGGACGAGCAAAAAGCUGGCCAAAGGAUUGGUACAGUGCAUUAGCGGGAUUUUGCGAACCUGCCGAAUCAGUCGAAGAAGCAGUACGUCGAGAAGUCUGGGAAGAAUCCGGUGUGAAACUCGGUCGUGUAGUGAUCCAUAGCACACAACCUUGGCCCUAUCCCGCCAACUUGAUGAUUGGAGCAAUUGCACAGGCUUUACCUGAUGGAGAGCAAAUCCAUCUGGAGUAUGAUCCGGAAUUGGAAGAUGCAAGGUGGUUUUCUAUGGAGGAGAUUAGGGAGGCAUUGAUCAAUGGGACGAGUUCGUUGGGAGAACCACCCAGUGCGGGGUAUAAGGAGGGAAAUUUGAGAUUAGCGCCUUCUACUGCUAUUGCGAUGCAGCUAAUCAAAGCCGUUGCUGAGGGUUUUCUGGGUGAGAGUCCUAAGAUUUGAGGAGGUGGUGAGAGCUGUAUUUGUGGUAUUUAGAAUAUAUUAUAUGUUGGAUGAAUCUAAUUUGUAAGAUGUAGAUCAAGACUACCUAUAAAGAAGAUAGGGGGCCCGCAAAAUGGGAGGUUGCCCGAAAGUAGAGUACUAGACUUAUUUUCUAUUUCCGGGUGAAAGAAUUUAUAAAGUGAAUUGAAAACUUC